UUGGUUUCUGCACGUUCUUCUCUUUCUCAUUCCUCUCUCUUUCUCUCUCUGAUUCUAAUACAUUUUCUUGGAUCUGGAGAACUGGCGCAUCACUCCGGAAAACUGGUUUCUCGUUUACUCCUAAUGAGUUUCUCUCCUAUUAUCUAGUAGAAGAAUUUCACUGAUCUGCAAGAAUGCGCAGUCCUAGCUCACUCAAGCAAGAAUUCCUUAAAAGAUGGAUGAGGGGUCUUCAAAGAUGCACUAGUUCUUCAAAGAAAGACAUGAACAUCUUGGAGAGAAAGAAGGUUAUAAAGUUGUCCGCCGACCUAGCCAUGGCUUCUGCUAGAAAUGGGAAAACUUCGUGGAGCCGUGCCCUCAUUGCUAAUGCUUCAAGAGACAAUGAUAACAGAAUCCUGGCCGAGAGAAUCUUGGGCCCGGAGUCUGAUAUUUUGAUAAAAAGAGUUUCAACUUCUGUGGGUACCGUGAGUUGCAACAGGAAGAUUAGAAGCAAGAAGAUCUUGAAAAGGAGCUGUAAUAGUGUCCGUAGAGUCAGAAAAGGUACUCAUCUUCCUCAUCAAAAGGUUCUUGCGAAAUCUAUUGCAAAGAGACUGGUUCAGAAGAGAACACAAAUUCUCAAGAGACUUGUGCCGGGUGGAGAAUUUAUGGAUGAGCUAUCUUUGAUUGAAGAAACCCUUGAUUAUAUCACAUAUCUGCAGGCUCAAGUUGAUGUAAUGCGAUGUAUUGCUAGUGCCACCGAGCUUAAAAAUCGUAAUAACGAUUAACUCACGACGUCGUUAAUUAUAUAUAUAUAUAUAUAUAUAUAUAUAUAUAUUUUUUUUUCUUUAAUUUAUUCUCAUUUUGCAAGAUGACUAGCUAGAUAUGAAUAUUGGAGAAAACAAGAUGGUAUAGUGAAGGCAAUGUACAGAUCGAUGAAUCAAUGAAUCAUAUCAUGUAAGUCAUUCGAUCCAAA
Juglans microcarpa x Juglans regia is the source of this 949-nucleotide messenger RNA. RefSeq names its product transcription factor IBH1-like 1. The record is from RefSeq and is a predicted model, not a curated record. Gene Ontology annotation, molecular function: protein dimerization activity. Gene Ontology annotation, biological process: regulation of DNA-templated transcription. The transcript is spliced from 2 exons. NCBI's taxonomy places the organism in Eukaryota, Viridiplantae, Streptophyta, Magnoliopsida, Fagales, Juglandaceae. Bases 174 to 761 code for a protein of 195 amino acids.